AUGUCGCGAGUGGUGUCGAAAGUGACGGCGUACUUCAGAGCGCACUCGGCGGCCGAAUGGAGACACUAUUUCCUGUCGACGCAUUUCUGGGGACCCGUCGCCAACUGGGGACUUCCGUUGGCCGCUCUCGGAGAUUUGAAGGUGACGGCGUCCUGUGAACUCUUUCGAAUAAUCGCUCUUCGAUUUCAGAAGAAUCCGGACAUGAUCAGCGGUCCGAUGACGUCGGCGCUGCUCGUCUACUCGAGCGUUUUCAUGCGAUUCGCGUGGCACGUGCAGCCGAGAAAUCUCCUGCUCUUCGCUUGCCAUUUCGCCAAUUUCAGUGCGCAGGGAGCUCAGGUGACGAGGAUUCAUAAAGAAAAAUACAAACGGCGUCGGUUUUCAGUUGUCUCGCUUCGUGAACCACAACUAUUUGCACGUCUACGAGGACCCGGUCCACCACAGAUUGAUGCUGAAAAAGGAGAAAUUGGAGCACGAGCACGAGCCGAAAAACAACUGA
Caenorhabditis sp. 36 PRJEB53466 is the source of this 496-nucleotide messenger RNA. Lineage: Eukaryota; Metazoa; Nematoda; Chromadorea; Rhabditida; Rhabditidae. The record is from the annotation of a GenBank genome assembly.